This is a messenger RNA of Sodiomyces alkalinus F11, 1124 nucleotides long. RefSeq names its product glycosylphosphatidylinositol anchor biosynthesis protein. The record is from RefSeq and is a predicted model, not a curated record. Gene Ontology annotation, biological process: GPI anchor biosynthetic process. The transcript is spliced from 2 exons. Bases 108 to 866 code for a protein of 252 amino acids. Gene Ontology annotation, cellular component: endoplasmic reticulum membrane. NCBI's taxonomy places the organism in Eukaryota, Fungi, Ascomycota, Sordariomycetes, Glomerellales, Plectosphaerellaceae.
AACUGAAGCUGGGCGCUUUGUAGCAAUCAUUCCCAAGCUACGGAUAGCUUGUCUGUUACGAAAUAAUUGAUUCAACGACCACGAUGACAUUAAACAACACCGUGACAAUGGCUGGCCCGCCGUCAAAACCGAACCCAACGCAGCCGGCCAAGGGAAAGGAUUCGCAUGCUUUGCUGCAGCCAGUCCUCAUCCAUACAACACCAGUGGCACAAGCAGGACGAUACCUGCAUCUGCUUGUGCUCCUGGGCCUAUUUGCCAGCCAGUUCAGCUCUCUAGUCGAGGACCCCGUUCGCACUCUCCAGAACACACUACCACUAGUUGCCGUCAUUCAGGUCACCUACGCCUCGGCCUGUCUUCCCGUAGCUGGCUCUCAGGCCACCAGAGCCGCGAGGAAACUGAGGCCGGGCGAGAAGAGGAAGCAGGAGCACAUGGGGCCGAACCCAUACGUUGCUCUCUUCCUCUCUCUCGUUCUGACCACACUGGUGACGCCCGCUGUCCACCUGGCGUUUGUCCUAUUCGGUGCGCCGUUUCUCACACACAUUCCGCAGAACCUCCUCCUCUCUGCUCAUCUGUCUCUUCUCGCGCUAUUUCCACUUUUCUACGCCCACGGCGUCGACUCUGGAGCAUGGCGCGCCAUCGGCGGCGCGAUGGCCCCCUUCGACGAGACGUUCGGCGGCUGCGCUGGUGCCCUGUUGGGCGCUUGGCUUGGUGCCAUACCGAUACCGUUGGAUUGGGAUCGAGAGUGGCAGAAGUGGCCUAUCACGAUCGUAUGCGGUCUGUAUGCCGGCUACGCGUUGGGUAAGGUUCUAGGAGGUUCGGUUCUCUUGGGCAAGAGGAUGGUUACCAACGCGGUUAAGGAAGAUUAGGAACCCCGUUUAUGGAGAGGUCCUUCGAAUUCAAAGCAAUAAGAUCAUGAUGCGUUUAGGUGUUGUUCCAAAGUCCGUGGUACCUUUAAUACCGAUGCGGUUGCGCUCGUUUGACGUCCGAAGUCUUAUUUACUUCACAGCGGCCCAAAGAGAUCACUGCUCCUAAAGUCUGUACUACACGUGUAGAUACACAGGGUCGCCUGUUACUUAGGUCUUGGUACGGUGGCAUUCUUCAAAUAUGCCGUCCCGAUGCUCCCG